Messenger RNA from Alternaria triticimaculans, 558 nucleotides. RefSeq lists its product as uncharacterized. The transcript has 2 exons. The record is from RefSeq and is a predicted model, not a curated record. Bases 1 to 558 code for a protein of 185 amino acids. NCBI's taxonomy places the organism in Eukaryota, Fungi, Ascomycota, Dothideomycetes, Pleosporales, Pleosporaceae.
AUGGAGCAUCCUCCCGCCAACAACGACAACAGUGCUGAAGAGAGCACCAUCACCAAGCCCAGUGAAGACACGUUUAGAAGCUUACUCAACGCCGACAACGACGUCACCGUAGACGAAGAGAUCGCCGAAGAUCAAGAAAUGGAAGACAGCUGGGUGUUCGUAGAAGCCGACUACCAUUCCUACAGCGAUGUCGCAUCUUCUGUCGCCGAAGGCUCGAGUUCGAGCUGUGAGCUCCCAGAGCGUGAAGAAGAAGAAGAUGCACACUCCAAGAGUGACGCUGACAAGUUGGAAGCGCAGAAUGGUGGUGUCAGGAAGGGAUUUGACAAGGAACCGACGAAGAAAGAGACUUCCAAUGGUGAAGGAAGUAGUGGCAAGAACGACGCAGAAGAUCUGCCAGACGUCGUGAAGUUGCUGAUGAGGACAGACUGUGUUGUCACUGUUCCUACGCUCGAUCUACGGGAUCGAUUUUGCAAGAUUGAGCAAAGAAUCGUGGCGGAGAAAGCCCGGCAUGCGAGACGAAUAGCAGAUAACCGAAUUCAGGAGGAGCGGGAGGACUGA